AUGUUUUCCGUGUUCAAGAAACUGACGAACAAAAAUGACGGUCCGGCCGUGUCGAUUCCGGAGUCGGUCGGACAGACCAUGUCGGAUUCGCUUAAGAAGCGAUUUUCGCGAGGCGUUCAAUACAACAUGAAAGUAGUCAUCAAAGGUGACAGGAACGUGGGUAAAUCGUGCCUGUUGGAGCGGCUGCAGGGCAAGGCGUUCAUCGAGCAGUACACACCCACCGAGCAGAUACAGGUCGCGUCGAUCCAGUGGUCGUUCAAAGCUACGGAUGACGUCGUCAAGGUGGAGGUAUGGGACGUGGUUGACCGAGGAAAAUCAAAGCAGAAAAGCUCCAAUUUGAAGCUCACGACUGGGCCAGGCGCUGAGCCAGAAAUACCGGUGCUGGAUGCGGAGUUCCUCGAUGUUUACAAGGGUACACACUGCGUUGUGAUGGUGAUGGACAUCACGAAGGCAUGGACAUUCGAUUACGUGUGCCGGGAACUGCCAAAGGUGCCGGUUGACAUACCGGUGCUGUUGCUGGGCAACCACUGUGAUAUGGGCCAUCAUCGGGUGAUUACCUCGGAGCAGGUGCACGGGUUCGUGGAGACCGCUAGUCAGGAGCGCAACGCUGAGAUCAUCUACGGUGACAGCUCGAUGCGUAACGGCUUCGGGUUGCGGUUGUUGCACAAAUUCUUCGGUAUUCCUUUCCUCUAUCUGCAGAAGUGUGCUCUCGAGGCUUCGUUGCGAAAGAACGCACAAGACCUAGACAUCUGCCGGCUUGAAAUCGACGAAUUUCAGAAAUCAGAAGAUUCCGAUUACGGUCGGUUCUUGGACAAUCUCAUCAGUAAAAAGAAAGCCCGGGAAAGCUCCUCUGCCGCAGGCUCCCCACCAGAUUCGUCCACUAUUCGUCCGACGAAGAGUAUCAUUCUCGGUGCAGGACAUCCUAUUAUCGUGCCGGAUCGCAAUUCGCACCUAGCAGUGGCCUCUACCAUGGCCGUAAAUACGGUAAAGAUGACUUCGCAGCGACAAGAGCAACCUCAGCGAAGUUCCACCAUGACCACACUGUCAUCCGACAUGAGCUUUGGAAAGAUAGACAAUGUGGAUGAGUUCUGUCCCGACGGUGGAGUGUUGGAUAAGUCGUUCCUAGAAGACACGCUAGACGCCGGCCCUGGACGGCAGCCCACGAUGCUUGCUGCUCCGGGAGACAGUGAUGACGAGGAGGACGACCACCACAACCCGCUAGUGUCCAGAUUCGACGACGAAGACCCCGGUGGAGAACCUGUUGAGCCCGACUCAAGCGCCGCUAAGUUGACCAGUGGCAUAACGAACAUGGCGGCUUCUAAUCCGCUGCGAGGGAACGGAGAUUCGUCAGCGAUCGUGGUGCUCGCACCUUCCGUCACACACUGCGAGAAUGCUGAAGCUAGUGAGCGGAAACUUUCACUCUCAAGUGUCGAACUGGAGGUAGAACGGAUUGCCCCAGAAGCCAAAGGAAAGCUGGACGUGAACUACGAAGGCUGGGCUCCGAUUGAUACCAAAGAGCGCCGAUCGCCGGAAGGAGGAGAGGACGUCGUGUCGACCUCGUCGGUGAGCCGUUCAAAAAGUUCCUCCGAGAAAAAGUCGAAGGACAAAGACAAGAAGCACAAGAAGAAAAAGUCCAGCAAGGAAAAGGACGACGGGCGAAGCAGUGAAGGUAAGCACCACCGAAGCAGCAAACGGAAGAGCCACGUCGAUGAGUUUCUCAAAGAGAUGCAAUCGAACGCGCUCGAGGACGAAGAUGAUACUUAUGAAGCGCUCUGAGAUUCAACUGCCUCGUUCUGUCCCCGUCCCCUGUUCCAUUGUCGAUCUUCUGACCGUCCCCAAGAUAGGCACUAACACCAGUUUCCUUGUGAAUUUAAAAUUCUCAUAUUCCACUACGAUUGUUAUGCUUAAUUGUCACUAUCGUGCUACAGCCUAACGUAACUGAUAAGGGAAGCGAGCA
Messenger RNA from Anopheles nili, 1957 nucleotides. Its product is annotated as rab-like protein 6. Gene Ontology annotation, cellular component: cytosol; nucleus. Lineage: Eukaryota; Metazoa; Arthropoda; Insecta; Diptera; Culicidae. The coding region runs from base 1 to 1776 and encodes 591 amino acids. The record is from RefSeq and is a predicted model, not a curated record. Gene Ontology annotation, molecular function: GTPase activity; GTP binding. The transcript has 4 exons.